Molecule: messenger RNA, 620 nt
Organism: Quercus robur (English oak)
Lineage: Eukaryota; Viridiplantae; Streptophyta; Magnoliopsida; Fagales; Fagaceae
Product: MLO-like protein 1
Exons: 5
Coding region: 1-576 (191 amino acids)
Biological process (GO): defense response
Cellular component (GO): membrane
Source: RefSeq, a predicted model, not a curated record
AUGUUCAUCUUUUUGGUAGUUCAACCUUCAGAGAAUCAUUUCUGGUUCCAUAGGCCCCGGAUUAUUCUCUUGCUGAUUCAUUUCAUCCUGUUUCAGAAUUCAUUUGAACUAGCAUUCUUCUUUUGGAUAUGGGUUCAAUAUGGAUUUGACUCAUGCAUAAUGGGAGAAAUCGGUUAUAUCAUCCCAAGACUUGUUAUAGGGGCAUUCAUUCAGUUCGUCUGCAGUUAUAGUACCCUACCACUGUAUGUAAUUGUCACACAGAUGGGAAGUUCAUAUAAAAAGGCUAUAUUUGAAGAACACAUACAUGAAGGGCUUGUUGGUUGGGCUCGAAUGGCCAAAAAGAACAAGGGUUUGAGAAAGGCUGCUAAUGGCUCGACGACAACUACUACUACUACUCCGGGUUCUACUACUGAUGCAUCUAGCCAAAUGAAUCCAAAAGAAACUACUCCUAUGGCAAUUCAGAUGAGUGAAGUAUCUGCAAUGGAAGAAGGCAAUGCAGGAGAGAUUGCAGCUGCAACUCUGAACAUGGACAUAGCUGAGGGUAUCAUAGUCUCAAUCAAAACUCUUGGCAGUUAGCCAGUCUUAUUUGCUAGUUGCAGUUCAGGUGAAGUUAGAAAUAG